AGGUAACAACGCAAGUGAGCAUCGCAAAGUAAGUAGCCAGCAGCAAAUUCUCGGCAUCGCCCGUUUCCAAAAUAACGGUAUUGUAAUUCACGGUAAGUUUAAAAUAUUAACGCAAAUCACACCCAACAACAAAAACGUAUAGAAAAUAUGACAAUAUCCUCCAUAAGUGAGUGCAAAACGAAAUUAUAGUUGUAAAGGAUAGUAUUUGUCAAGCCAUGACAGUGUAAAUUGAAGUGCUUUUAGACUUAUUUUUGACGUUAAAUCUAAACCAAUUUGUGAAGUGGUCGCAAGCAAAACCCGCCUGGGAGUGAAGAAGUGGAAUAAGUGUUUGCCGGGUCAACAUAGUCUGUCAAAAUGCGUGAAUAUAAAAUUGUUGUGUUAGGAUCUGGAGGUGUAGGAAAAUCUGCAUUAACAGUGCAAUUUGUACAAGGAAUUUUUGUAGAAAAAUAUGACCCUACAAUAGAAGAUAGUUAUAGGAAACAAGUAGAAGUUGAUGGGCAACAAUGUAUGUUGGAAAUUUUAGAUACAGCAGGCACAGAACAAUUUACAGCAAUGAGAGAUUUAUAUAUGAAAAAUGGGCAAGGGUUUGUUCUGGUUUAUUCAAUAACAGCACAAUCAACAUUUAAUGAUCUUCAGGAUCUUCGAGAGCAAAUUCUACGGGUCAAGGAUACUGAUGAUGUCCCUAUGGUAUUAGUGGGUAACAAGUGUGAUUUGGAAGAAGAACGAGUAGUAGGAAAAGAACAAGGAAUCAGCCUUGCACGGCAGUUCAGCUGUGCCUUUAUGGAAACCUCUGCCAAAGCAAAAAUAAAUGUUAAUGAUAUAUUUUAUGACCUAGUUCGACAAACCAAUAAAAAGUCUCCAGAGAAGAAGCAGAAACAGAAAAAGAAAUCAAUUUGUGUGCUUCUGUAAUUUAUAUUGUCACUUGGAACCAAAAAGUACAUUUAAAGAUUUCAAGACUAUUGUUAGACAAAGUGUAAAGGCGAGGAGGCAAGUGCGGACUUAAAGUCUCUUGCGGUGAAGUUUUUUUAAAGCACUGUAUAUCAUUCAUUUAAAUUUUAAUUUAAGUAUUUGUAAUAAAUAAAGUUGUCAGUUAAUUUUUCCACAGUCAAGGUUGUUAUUAUAUCUAGAUGCAAUUAGUGAUAGAGUAUUUUGAAAUACUGCCAAUAAUAUGGUGUCAAAUAGGGAUAGGAAUUUUGUGAAUUAGUGGUACUUGCUACUCCUGAUUCAAGACUAUCUACAGGACAAUACUUCACCCAACAUAACCCAUAGUCCUAGGAAUUUUGCAUAGCCAGGAAAAAGUAAGCAGUAUAUGUCUUUUGCCAUGGCUAUCACUACAUCAUUUUAAAUAAUUUUCUUAAGUUCACCAUUUAUUGUUCGGUGUAUAACUGGAUGUAGUAGUAUCCUGUGGCAAGAUGUGAUAAUAAUCCUUAUGGUGCUUAUCUAAUAGACAGUGAUGUCCUUGAUGAGAGUAGUACACAUCAGAAACAUACAGUUUUUUAAUGUUCAAAAAUUAUAAGAUGCUAAGAACUGAUAAUUUUUUAAUAAGGACUGUAUAUACUUAAAUAAAUACCAGCAUUUGUUGAAGUAAGUGUUUCUCUUAUUACAUAUGAUGGAUUUAAAUAUUUUAUCACUAACCAGUGGUUUCCAUGUCAAAAUAAAAUUCAAGUGCAUUUAGAGUAGAAAUAAAUCGAUGUUCACACUUUUAUUAUUUAGAAAUUUAAGUGUUGCGAAAUUUUCUCAGGAAUUCACAAUAAUUUCCUAAAAAUAUUUUAAAAUAUAAAUUAAAUUAUAAUUGGUAGUUUAUUUACAAAAAAAAAAAAAAAACUGCACCGAUAUGAACUAACUAUGAAUAAAAAUGGUGUAAACAAAUAUUCCAUGAAUAAUGUUACAAAACACUGUUUUAAGGUAAUUGAGAGCAAUAAUUUGAUAAUAUUAAAAAGAAUUAGAAAGAAUAAUGAGUAAAUUGCCCCAUUAGAUAAUGUAUGUUUAUCGAAUCUCUUCUAGUGACAUCACUUCUAAUAGUUGGCACUUGAAUUUUGAGUCGUUGGUAGUAUCAAACCUUGUAAUGUAGCACUCACAACUUUAUAUUAUUAUCUAGGAGAAAUUUAUAAUUCCUUUAUUGUAUUAGCGUUUAAAAUUGAAAAUUGUGAUAAAUCUUAAAUUACAUUACACAAGACUUCAUUAUAACUGUGAGGCAUGCUGUUCAUAAAAUCUAUUAACUUAUUUUUUAUUUUGUAUAUUGUGCAUAUUUUCAGUAUCGGUAAUAUUAUAUAUGAAUCUUGUUUAAUGUAUUUUAAGUCGUAGCUUAUAUCAUGUGUGGUACAGCUAAAAUGUCAAAUUGCUUUCAACACAGGAAAAAGCCAAGAGGACCAAUCUCUGUUUAAAUGUUUUUUUUUUUUUCUUUUAACUCGAUCUGUAACAUACUAUUUUCAAAAUUCUUUUCUACUGCUCUGUAUCACAAUACUGAUUAUUCCCCAAAUUUAGCCCACAACAUACAAAACGUCUUGUAUAUCGAAAUACACAUUUUAAAUUUGCUUAUUUUUUUUUUUUUUAUAAUCGCACUGCCUACCCAGGUAAGAAUUUUUCAAAGAACUGUUUCCUUUUUCGGUACAGUACUUUUGAGACAUUAACAUUUGCGUCUUUUUUCUUCCUUAUGCUUAAAUUUAUGAUAAGGUAUCUGCUAAAUGAAUUUUAAAUAGCCAGCGCCCUAAAAUUCAGUUUAUCGUUUUGUUUUUUUUUUGUAUUCAACUGUAGAAUACCAGGGCAUUUUAGGUGUAUCGGAGUAAUAUACGUGGAGGAAAUUGCUCUUUUUUCGCACCUGCCUUUUGCACAGAAGCGGUACCAAAUAAGCACAUAAGCAUUACAAUUCCGCUUGCCAGCAAAUUAUGUUAAAUAUAGUUAAUAUAUAUUAUAUAUUUUGUAUUUCACUGGGUACUUUUUUAGAAUUCAAUCACAAAUAUAUGUGUCAGUUGACAAUUUCUUCCCAUUAAGCAAUUGAAGAGUUGUAUAAAUCAAUCUUGUUGUUUUUUAAUAUAAAUGUAUGUUGAAUGUAUUCUAAUAUUGACGCUAAAUAUAAAUAACCUUCAGUAUAUAAGGUCUUCUUUAUGUGUUCCUUGUUAAUUAUCAUAUAGGCUCACAUCAGUAGGAAUUUUUCUCCAAGCUUGUAAAAUUUAGAAGAAAGAGAUGCUUUUGUUAGACCACAUGUAACUGCGCAUCACAAGUACAGAAAUUUACAUUUGUUAGUGUCGUUGUAUUAUGUAAAUGUCCUACUUUUGCUUAUGAGUCUAUGAUUAUAUUUCCUUUAUUUA
Molecule: messenger RNA, 3308 nt
Organism: Anoplophora glabripennis (Asian longhorned beetle)
Lineage: Eukaryota; Metazoa; Arthropoda; Insecta; Coleoptera; Cerambycidae
Gene: Rap1
Product: ras-like protein 3
Exons: 5
Coding region: 355-909 (184 amino acids)
Biological process (GO): Rap protein signal transduction; negative regulation of synaptic vesicle exocytosis; cellular response to cAMP
Cellular component (GO): plasma membrane
Molecular function (GO): GTPase activity; GTP binding; GDP binding
Source: RefSeq, a predicted model, not a curated record